Molecule: messenger RNA, 379 nt
Organism: Dicrocoelium dendriticum
Lineage: Eukaryota; Metazoa; Platyhelminthes; Trematoda; Plagiorchiida; Dicrocoeliidae
Source: the annotation of a GenBank genome assembly
AUGUUUUUAGCUGCUGAACACACAAGCACAUUGUUGUCGAGUUUGCGGCUGUAUAUCGAAUCCUACAUAACAGGCGUAUUAGCCCGACAGGAAACUCUGUUGCUUACAGCAUUUGACUUCGUGAACCAAACAAAGUUAACAAUGGAAGAACAUUCUUUACUUGAGAACCUUCUUGGAAUCAAUCAGGAAAUUCACACAGACUCGUUCAAAACAAUGAACACAUAUGUGAUAUUGAUCGAUCGUUUGGCGGAUGUUUCUCAAAGUUCGCGUUGACGGUAUUUCCAACAAAGUCAAAUGAUUACAUCUAAAACCGGUUCCAAUGGAUAGUUCGGAGCAAUAUUUUUCUUCUAUAAUAAAAACUGCAAGUUUGUCGACAAAA